This is a messenger RNA of Nothobranchius furzeri (turquoise killifish), 8790 nucleotides long. It is a transcript of the gene map3k15, whose product is annotated as mitogen-activated protein kinase kinase kinase 15. Lineage: Eukaryota; Metazoa; Chordata; Actinopteri; Cyprinodontiformes; Nothobranchiidae. The record is from RefSeq and is a predicted model, not a curated record. Gene Ontology annotation, biological process: MAPK cascade; protein phosphorylation; cellular response to stress. Gene Ontology annotation, molecular function: ATP binding; MAP kinase kinase kinase activity.
GCACUUUAGCAGAAAACUGUAGUUUCUUCUUUAGUGUAAAGUGAUUUAAAAUGAGACUGAUUAUACUUAUGAAAAAUAGAAAAUGCAACUUUAACAAAGGCCUUUCACAGCUCUUUCACUUCCUGUCAAAAUAAGAUGCAACUUAGUAUUUUGGGUGAGCAGAUUUUUAUUUUUUUGCUACAAAAAUUUUUUAAACUUCACAAAUAUGUGACAUUUUCCUUCAUUGCAACCUUUUAAAAACUCAAAGCAGCACUUUUUUUCUGAGAAAUGUAACAAACACAAACAUAUGCCAGUGAAGAUAUUGCUGCAGGUCAAAGGUGCAUGCACAGACACACUUACAGUAUCAUUUAAUUAAUUUAGCACUUUUUUUUGUUGUGAUCAUAGAAAAAGAGUAACUCGUGCACAGCAGGUGUUUCUGCAUCAGGUGAAGACUAAAUUUAACCACAGGGUAUACUAAAUGUUGCAGGUCCUCACAAGUAAAGGAUUAACAAGUGUGUGUGUGUGUGUGUGUGUGUGUGUGUGUGUGUGUGUGUGUGUGUGUGUGUGUGUGUGUGUGUGUGUGUGUGUGUGUUUGUGUGUGUGGCAGCUGUUUGCCUCCUUCCCUCAUAUGUGCACAGAAUCAACAACAACCCAUCACUGUGGCCUUCCUGUUUUCGAUUCCAAAUCUUUUUAUUUGGUUCUUUUUGUUUCUUUUCUGUCUUUCGUAUGACAAUGAGAAAACUGCUACAACUGAGGCUACAAGUUGUUUUCUUGACUUGGUCCUUUCUCCAGGAUAGUGAUAAAUAAAUAAAUAAAUAUAUAUAUAUAUAUAUACUUUUAUAUUUCAGUGUAAUAAAGAGCCUAUUGUGUACUGAGUGUAUGUAUGUUUGGUUUUUGUGUCGUUUUACUUUAUUAACAUACAUUUGUAACACUAUUUGAAACAUGCUAAGCUAACAAGCUACUAAAAGUGUGAAGUUAUUUUCAAUCAUCAAACUUCUGGAGGAUUCCCGCAAUAGCAGAUCAUACUCUUUCAUUUUGCUGAUGCAAAUCUUUGAAACCUUUUUUUUUUUUAUAAAAAAUAGUUGAUGUUAAACAUCCACACCCAUAAAAAUGUAGUGAAAUGUAGUAUUUAUUUCUACAAUUUAUCACUCUUGGACAAUAAGUGUACAACUAGAGUAAAAUAGCUGUAAGAUAAUUAAAAAUUCCUGUUAUUUUUUUUAGAAUGUUUUUAUAUCACUUUCAGUGAAUGUUUGACUAAAGUGUUCUCUAGCAAAUGAUUGACACAUGUCUCAAAGGGUCGUAACUUUCUAAAUGCCAUUACAGUUAUUUGUAAUACGCAUUUAGCAACAGUCCCAAAGCCAAACAGGAACCAGGGAAAAACAAAACAACUGAUUAAGCAAAGCUAGCAAACUAUUCUAAACUCUGUUUUUACUGGACUUCACCUUAUCUUCAUUUUCCUAGAAAGCUAUUUUAUGGGAUAUUUCGGUCCAAUGCAUCCUGUUUUCAACUUGAUUUCUCAAAGAUAAGUUAAGGAAUGAUGUGCAAAGUGAAAAAUGCUCAGAUUAAUCCUUGGAGGUUCCUUCAAAAAAGCUACACUGGGGGCCCUCGCACAGAAAAAUUCACAAAGGACCUCUAAGGGUUAACCCUUCCAUGCAUGAAUUGAACAAACUGACCCAUGACUUCACUAAGUGUUUAAUUUAUUUUUAGGCAUCAGUUUUUUUCCUUUUUUAAUUUUUGCUUCAAAUUACUUCAACUUAAAGGUGAGGGGCUGCACAGUGGUUAGCGCUGUUGCCUUGAAGCAAAGAGGUCCUGGGUUCACAACCCGGCCUGGGGUCUCUCUGCACGGAGUUUGCGUGUUCUCCCUGUGCAUGCGUGUGUUCUCUCCGAGUACUCUGGAUUCCUCCCACAUUCCAAAAACAUGACUGUCAGGUUGAUUAGUUUCUCUAAAUUGUCCAUAGGCGUGAGUGUGUGUGCAUGAUUGUUUGUCCUGUGCAUCUUUGUGUUGCCCUGUGAUGGACUGGCAAUAUGUCCAGGGUGUACCCCGCCUGUUUGCCCAAAGACAGCUGGAGAUAGGCACCAACCCCCCGUGACCAUGCGUGGAAAAUCGGGUUGAGAAAAUGGAUGCAUGGAACUUAAAAGUGAGCACGCAAAGCAAGAUAUUUCAAACCUUUGUUUGUUUGAAUUUUGAGGAUUAUGGCUAAGAAUGGAUUACUGAAAUAAAUUGAGUUUUCACCUGACCUGUGUAAAAAAAAUAGGAAGGUUUUAAAUACAGAUCCUUGAGGCACCCCACACAGUGAAGGCAGAGAAGCACCACCAUUAUCAGGCAUAAUGAAAAUCUUUUUUAAAGGUAGGAACCAAACCAGGUAAUCAUGACAGGAACUUGGUUCAAAAAUGUGCUUCAGUUAGAUGGCAUCAGGUUUCUAAUCUCAGACCCAACAAACAUAACCGGGUAUCCCACAAAAGGGCUAUUUUACACGUUUUGGCCUGUUAUCCACAGAAAGUGAAGAUAUGACAAAUGAUAAAUGACCCAAACUUGUAUAGCACCUUUCAGAGUCAGAGGACUCCAAAGUGCUUUACAUUACAGUGUAUCACUCAUCACACAUUCACACACUGAUGGUAAUGAGCUACAAUGUAGCUACAGCAGCCCUGGGGCUCACUUAUGGAGGUGAGGCUGCCGAGCACAGGCACCACUUGUCCCUCCAACCACCAACAGCAGGCAAGGUGGAUUACGUGUCUUGCCCAAGGACACAACAGCCAAAGUUCCUGUCAGAGCUGGGAUUGAACCUGCAACCUUCUGAUUACUGGACAAUGGAUGGCAAUAAGAAUGGUUAUUGCUCAUCAGUUAUUUUUUGUGAAAGGAAGUUUUUUUUUGGCAAGGGUGUUAAAGAUUUGGGGAACUAUUGCCACCUACAGGCUUGGCAUGCUCUAUGAAUGUGCAUCACAUGCACUGGAUUUUUUUCACUGAAAAGGAGGUGAUAUGAACCCGAGUUGUAUUUAUUUAUUUAUUUUUUUCGUAAAUGGAGGAUAUUUGGUUUUACAGAAACCUGGCAACAUGUUAUGCAAAACUGUAACAUUUGCAGAUUCAGAUUUCAGAUUUAUUGGCCGAGUAAAAUUACAUUUAGAAGGCAUUUAGCUUUGGUAGAUGUUCGCUCUCUAAAACAUACAACAACUACAAUAAAUGAGAAUAAAAAUACAUAAAAACACAUAAGAACAUGUAUACCCACACGCAUGUUCAUUUACACACACACAUAUAUACAUAUAUGCACACGUACACACACAUAUACAUAUGUAUACACACACACACACUCAUAUCCAUAAGCAUACUGAAUAAGUAUAUAAAAAAUGUAUAAUAAAAGGAUGGUAAAAGAAUCUACAGAUUCAGGGGAUAAAGGGCUAAAGCAAAGCCAUUUGCACAUUGCACAUCUUUAUUUCGUCAGUAAAUUUAACAUUUGAAUUAAUUGGCCCAGAAUUUAAAACAGGCCAAGAGCAGAUCCCUGAGGCACUCCACAGAUCAGAGCUGGCAGAGAUGAAGCAUUAUAAAUCACAAGAUAACUUUUUGGUUUAAAUGAUAAGAAAAUCGGAAAUCCUGACUCUUCUUUGAAAUGAUCAUUAAGAAGAACAGAUGAUAUAAAAUAUGUGUCACUAAAACUGAGGAAUUGUGAUAAUUAUUCAUUAUAAAUAUGUAAAACCAUAUCUUAGAUCCGUGGAUGUUCUGGGUGCUGCUCAAGGGGACCAGAUGGACACCAGUUCUAUAUUUAGACAAACAUUUCAUACUUGGCAGGACCCUGUUGGUCAGUGAUCUCCCAAUUGGAAACUUUAAACCAGAUAAAGAAUAACAUUAGACUUCCCCUUUUCUCCAAACCUCCUCCUUUAUGAUCUGGUCCGAUCCAGUCCUAGGCAAGCGGGCGUCGUGGUGCGAAAUAAAUCUGCAGCUGAUGUGACUAAAUGAGGCGGAGAUGCGGCAGGACAAACUCAGACGCGCUCCUCUCCUGCCACGACAGGUGCUCUGUUUGUGAAGAGGAGGAAGACGAGACGGAGGAGCAGACGGAGUGAAGAGGGCGGAGAGGAGGACAGCCAGCGGAGAAGAAAGGAGGUAAAGAGAGCUCGUUCACUUCCUAGGUUUGCGCCAUGGAAACGGGGCAGAGCGCGCAGGUCGCCGACAUGGUCGGGGAGCACGCAGCCGGUGUGAGCGCGGCGGACCGGGACCGGGAUCGGGGCGAGGUGUCCAGCCCCAGUCCGCUGGCUAAGCAGCGCUCUCUGCGGGUCGUUUAUGUCCUGAACGACGGGCUGAAGUCGGUGAUGGCGAGCAGCCCGGAGUCCGGAGCGCUGCAGUGUCUGCAGAGAGCCUGCGACUCCGAGAGCGCGCUGCUCACCACCGUCACGUUCGGGAGGCUGGACUUCGGAGAGACCACGGUGCUGGACAGCUUCUACGACGCAGACAUCGCGGUCGUGGACAUGAGCGACGUGUUCCGGCAGCCCUCGUUGUUUUACCACCUGGGCGUGAGGGAGAGCUUCGACAUGGCCAACAACGUCAUCCUGUACCACGACACCGACCCAGACACCGCUCAGUCACUGAAGGACAUGGUGGCGCAGAAAAACACAGGAAGUCGGCCGCCAGCGUUAGGCUUUCCCUGGGUUCAGUUGCCUCCUGAAUACCGAGGCUCUGGAAUGAGAAACAAAGCAUCCAGCGGUAACUACUACUUCAUCCCCUACAUCGUGACCCCUAACCAUGAGUAUAUGUGCUGUGAGAGCGAUGCCCAGCGCAGGGCCAGCGAGUACAUGCAACCCAGCUGGGACAACUUGCUGGGACCACUGUGCGUCCCCCUCUUCGACCGCUUUACCAGCCUACUAAAGGACAUCCACGUAACAUCAUGUGCGUCUUUUAAAGACACGCUGCUCAACGACAUCCGGAAGGCCAGAGAGAAGUACCAGGGUGAGGAGCUGGCCAAGGAGUUGGCCCGGAUCAAACUCCGAAUGGACAACACCGAGGUCCUGACCCAGGAUAUCGUCAUGAACCUGCUGUUUUCCUACAGGGACAUACAGGACUAUGAUGCGAUGGUGAAACUGGUGCAAACUCUGGAGACUCUACCAACUUGUGAUCUGGCCACCCAGCCGAUGAUCCAGUUCCACUUUGCAUUUGCACUUAACAGGAGGAACAGUCCCGGGGACCGAGAGCAGGCUCUUAGGGUGAUGCUUCAGGUCCUACAGUCCUGCGAACACCCGGCGCCGGACAUGUUCUGCCUCUGUGGACGGAUCUAUAAGGACAUUUUUCUUGACUCGGACUGCAAGGACACUAUAAACAGAGACAAUGCUAUUCAGUGGUACAGGAAGGGUUUUGAGCUGCAGCCAACGCUGUAUUCUGGCAUCAACCUCGCUGUCCUGCUUAUAGUCGCCGGCCAGCAGUUUGAGAACUCCAUGGAACUCCGGAAAAUUGGUGUGAGGUUGAACAGCUUGCUGGGACGCAAAGGUUCCCUAGAGAAGAUGAACAACUACUGGGAUGUGGGCCAGUUCUUCACCGUCAGCAUGCUAGCUAGCGAUAUUCCCAAAGCAACUCAAGCUGCUGAGAAGCUCUUCAAACUGAAACCACCGCUUUGGUAUUUGCGGUCAGUGGUGCAGAACCUGCAGCUAAUCCAGAGGUUUAAAAAGCAGGCGGUGGAACAUUCCCCUCAACGAGAGAAACUGGACUUCUGGAUGGACAUCAUUGUAGAGGCCACACAAGAAACCACCAAGAGGCUGCGAUUUCCUGUGUUGAUUCUGGAGCCGACCAAGAUCUACCAGCCUUCCUACGUCUCCAUUAACAACGAGGCUGAAGAGAUGAACGUUUCCAUCUGGCACGUCUCCCCAACUGAAACUAAGGGCAUCCACGAGUGGAACUUCACUGCUACAUCCAUUAAAGGAAUCAGUAUCAGUAAGUUUGACGAGCGCUGCUGCUUCCUCUACGUCCACGACAACUCAGACGACUUCCAGAUCUACUUCUCCACUGAGGAGCAGUGUGGUCGGUUCUGCUCCAUGGUGAAAGAGAUGAUAUCUGAUGGAACGGGGAACGCUGUGGAGCUGGAAGGGGAAGGAGAUGGAGACACGCUGGAGUAUGAGUAUGAUAUGGAUGAGAACGCAGACAGGGUGGUGCUGGGCCGGGGCACGUACGGAGUGGUGUAUGCUGGGAGAGACCUGAGCAACCAGGUCCGAAUCGCCAUCAAGGAGAUCCCAGAGAGAGACAGCAGAUACUCUCAACCCCUUCACGAGGAAAUCGCCCUUCACAAGUACCUGAAACACAGGAACAUCGUUCAGUAUCUGGGUUCCAUUUCUGAGGACGGAUACAUCAAGAUCUUCAUGGAACAAGUGCCUGGAGGAAGCCUGUCAGCUUUGCUGAGGUCAAAAUGGGGCCCCUUGAAGGAGGCAACGAUUAUCUUCUACACCAGACAGAUCCUGGAGGGGCUGCGGUACCUGCAUGAGAACCAGAUUGUCCACAGAGACAUUAAGGGUGACAACGUUUUGGUGAACACUUACAGCGGCGUCCUAAAAAUCUCCGACUUUGGAACCUCAAAACGAUUGGCGGGAGUCAAUCCCUGCACAGAAACAUUUACAGGAACGCUGCAGUACAUGGCUCCAGAGAUCAUCGACAAAGGUCCUCGGGGCUACGGGGCCCCAGCUGAUAUCUGGUCUCUGGGAUGCACCAUCAUUGAAAUGGCGACUGGAAAACCCCCUUUUCAUGAGCUCGGGGAGCCGCAGGCAGCCAUGUUUAAGGUGGGCAUGUUUAAAAUCCACCCAGAGAUCCCCGAAUCUUUAUCACUAGACGCCAAGUCCUUCAUCCUGCGCUGCUUCGAGCCUGAUCCUCACAAAAGAGCCAUCGCUGCCGACCUGCUCAGGGACAUCUUCCUCAGGCACAACGUCAAGGGCAAGAAGAGCAAGAUUGCCUUCAAACCAACAGACUACAUCCAGAACGUGUCCAUGUCAGUGCAGCUGCAGGGCGAAGCCGCCGGUAGCAGCAGCAGCGAACACGGCUCUGUGAGUCCGGACUGUGACUCCAGACAUGAUGUUUUCUUCCAGAGGAAAAGACACUCAGGCUCAGAGAACCUGCUCAAACCCUCCAGCUCCAACUACCUGAGUGUCCCAGAUGACAGUACGGUUUCAGAAGACCGCAGUGCCCCUCCCUCACCUGAAGACAGGGACAGCGGUCUGUUCCUGCUGAAGAAAGACAGCGAGAGACGGGCCAUUCUGUUCAAAGUUCUCAAUGACGACCAGGAGAAGGUCAUCUCCAACCUGAGGGAGAACCACAUGCAGGGCAGUGAGGAGCUCCAGCUCUCCAUUGAACACAUUAAGCAGAUCAUCUGCAUCCUUCGAGACUUCAUCCAUUCCCCAGAGCGGCGCGUCAUGGCGGCCACCAUCUCCAAACUCAAACUGGACCUGGACUUUGACUCCAACUCCAUCAACCAGAUCCAGCUGGUUCUGUUUGGCUUCCAGGACUCGGUGAACAAGGUGCUGAGGAAUCAUCACAUAAAACCCCACUGGAUGUUUGCCAUGGAUAACAUCAUCCGGCGGGCUGUGCAGGCUGCCAUCACCAUCCUUAUUCCAGAGCUUCAGACCCACUUUGGACCAGCAUCAGAGUGUGAAGGUGCAGAGAAAGACGAUGAGGUGGAUGAGGAAGAAGCAGAGUUUGGCCCUGUUCUUGCUUCGAACUCCGACGACCCAGUUACGACAACUGACCACGCCCCCACAACUGUCAGCACAGUAAACUCCACCCGCUCCCAAGAGCAUCAACGACCACACCAUUUCCUGGGUGCACAGCUGGGGCGGCUCAAACAGGAGACCAACAGGUUGCUGGAGGAGCUGUUGCAAAAGGAGAAGGAGUACCAGCAGGUCCUGAAGACCACGCUGCAGCAGAGGACCCAUGACCUAGAGCUGGUCAGACUCAGACACAGACCACCAGACGUUUCACCUCCAUCUAUUCUUCACAUCUCCGCGGACAAUGAACCAGACAAGCUCCUCGCUGAUUGGCUGAAAGAGCAGGGGGCGGACCCAGACACUAUAGACAAGUUUGCAACAGAAGAAUACACCCUGACUGACGUUCUGAGCGACGUUAGCAAAGACGACCUUCGCGCCCUACGUUUACGAGGCGGACUCCUUUGCCGAAUUUGGCGAGCCAUUCAGCGGCACAGAGAGCGAGAAAGGGCCACAAACACCCCAAACUAGAGGCAUAACUACAACCUUAUAUCUAAAAUUCGCAAGAAAUACGCACACGUUGAUACAUUACCAGUCCUGCAUGGCCAUUUCCCCUUUCUCUGCUUGUCUGUUAUAUGUCUGCCUUCUACGCAGGAUUGACUGAAUCCCUACAGAAUCCUUAAUGAUCAGACCAAAGUUGUUAAGUGCAGGCACUACUGGUUGUAUCUUUAUUUAUGUGUCUCUGUGUGUCAGGGUACGUUUGUGAGUUAUUUUCUACAAUUGUGAAAAAGCUGGUCCAUAUUUUUUUAUCAGUGCUCAGCAGAAAUGAGACUGGGUUUGGGUCAUAAGAGAAUUUGAUCAUGUUACUGAAUAAACCAACACUAUGUCACUUUUAGCCCAAUCAGCCCAUCAAUGUCCUCCUGGAAAAUCAGAAUGUGAUGCUAUGAGUGCAGGUCGUGAGUCACCUUAAGCCUUAAAUGAAAUAACACGUUAAUGUGCACAUACACAAGACUGCUGAUCACUACUUUUAUGUUUGUAUGCUUGUUAUUUAUUAUUAAUACUUUCUUCUGUGUUUGUUUUUAUAUUUUUAUUCCAACUAUUAUGCAUUGUUAUUAAUGUGCUUUGCAAAUGUAAUAAAAUCAGAAAUGCUCA